This is a messenger RNA of Pan troglodytes (chimpanzee), 3995 nucleotides long. RefSeq names its product tigger transposable element derived 6 (gene TIGD6). The record is from RefSeq and is marked provisional. Gene Ontology annotation, cellular component: nucleus. Gene Ontology annotation, molecular function: DNA binding. Lineage: Eukaryota; Metazoa; Chordata; Mammalia; Primates; Hominidae.
GCAAGCUGCGCCGCUCACAUUCCCGGAGGCGCUUGGCCCGGCGGCUCGACGAGGGGGAUGGCUGGCGCACUCGCGCUCCCCGCUGUCGGCGAGAGGCGGCUCCAGUCGUGACAGCAGCAACAAGGAAGUGGAGGCGAGGGCUCGCGCGCGCAUCCCGGGGGCUGAAGGAGCCCCGGCCCCGCGGCCCCGCCCGGCGACACACGGCGCGGAGUCGCGACAGCCCCUCUCGCUUCCCCUCCUCGGAGUCGCGAUAUGGGGUCCUGAAGGGCAAGAAUAGGAGCACAGGUUCGCUCCGCAGGCUCCUCACCGAUGCCUGCCGAGGGCCCCGGGGGUCAAGCCCCGGGGAGCUCGAGGAAGACGGCAGGGACACGGUCGUCACCGAGGCACCGGUUUGGCGGCUGCACCGGCAGGAGCGGCACACCACGGAUCGCCAGGGAGACCCGUCCCGGCGGCCCUCGCGGCGCACCGGAAGCGGUCGGCGGCGCGUGACUGCAUGCGACCCCUGGCGCAAGCGCAACAGCCCAGCCCUAGCUUGGGGGCGGACCCACACGAACUGCUCAAAGGCUUGGAGGGGGUCUAGUAAGGCGAACGGACUGCUUCCGGCCAGAGGUCCCGGGCGGAGGAGGAAGCUGUAGCUGCCGGCGGUGGGACGCCCCGGCCGCUCAGACCCCGGGCACUGCUGUGGGGCGUUCAGUUUUCCACACUUGGGGCAAAGCAAGCCACGAGGAGGAACCAGACAGUCCUGUUAGUUGUGGCCAGCCCUCAUUCCCUGGAAAUGGCAAACAAGGGGAACAAGAAGCGUCGGCAGUUCUCUCUGGAGGAGAAAAUGAAAGUUGUGGGAGCUGUAGACUCAGGCAAGAGGAAAGGUGAUGUGGCAAAAGAAUUUGGUAUCACUCCCUCUACUUUAUCUACAUUCUUAAAGGAUCGCACCAAAUUUGAAGAAAAGGUGCGGGAGGCAUCCGUGGGACCCCAGCGGAAAAGGUUGAGGAGCGCUCUUUAUGAUGACAUUGAUAAGGCUGUUUUUGCUUGGCUUCAAGAAAUCCAUGCCAAAAACAUUCUUGUGACUGGUUCUGUCAUUCGGAAAAAAGCACUAAACUUGGCCAACAUGCUUGGCUAUGACAAUUUUCAAGCAAGUGUGGGCUGGCUGAACAGAUUUAGAGAUCGCCACGGAAUUGCUUUGAAAGCAGUCUGUAGAGAAGAUAGUGACAGGUUAAUGAAUGGUCUAGGAAUAGAUAAGAUUAACGAGUGGCAUGCAGGGGAAAUUAUAAAACUGAUUGCUGACUACAGCCCAGAUGAUAUCUUUAAUGCUGAUGAGACAGGAGUGUUUUUCCAGUUGCUUCCCCAGCACACACUUGCUGCUAAAGGAGACCACUGUAGAGGGGGCAAGAAAGCAAAGCAGCGGUUGACAGCACUCUUUUGUUGCAAUGCCUCGGGGACUGAAAAAAUGAGACCAUUGAUUGUUGGUAGGUCAGCCAGCCCACACUGCCUCAAGAACAUUCAUUCCCUCCCUUGUGAUUACCGAGCCAACCAGUGGGCUUGGAUGACAAGGGAUCUGUUUAAUGAGUGGCUGAUGCAAGUGGAUGCCAGGAUGAAGAGGGCGGAACGCCGGAUCCUCUUGCUCAUAGACAACUGCUCUGCUCAUAACAUGCUUCCACACUUGGAAAGGAUUCAGGUUGGGUAUCUGCCCUCCAACUGUACUGCUGUCCUGCAGCCACUGAAUCUUGGCAUAAUUCACACCAUGAAAGUACUGUACCGGAGCCACCUUCUAAAACAGAUCCUCCUCAAGCUCAACAGCAGUGAGGAUCAAGAAGAGGUGGACAUCAAGCAGGCCAUCGACAUGAUUGCUGCAGCGUGGUGGUCAGUCAAGCCAUCCACAGUGGUGAAAUGUUGGCAGAAGGCAGGCAUCAUCCCUAUGGAAUUUGCAGAAUGUGACACAGAAUCAGCAGCCAGUGAACCAGACAUUGCCAUUGAAAAGUUGUGGCACACAGUGGCUAUUGCCACCUGUGUCCCAAAUGAAGUAAAUUUCCAGGACUUUGUUACUGCAGAUGAUGAUCUCAUUAUCUCUCAGGACACAGACAUCAUCCAGGACAUGGUGGCUGGCGAAAAUACCAGUGAAGCAGGAAGUGAAGAUGAAGGGGAGGUAUCUUUACCAGAGCAACCAAAAGUCACCAUCAUAGAAGCCAUAUCAAGUGUACAGAAACUUAGACAGUUCCUUUCCACUUGUGUAGACAUUCCUGAUGCCAUUUUUGGACAAUUAAAUGGCAUAGAUGAAUAUUUAAUGAAAAGAGUGACACAAACCCUUAUUGAUUCCAAAAUUACAGAUUUCCUCCAAACAAAAUAAUGCAGGAAUUUAUUUCAGAAAAUGUAGUUUACAAGAAUAAAGAUUUCUUUAGAUAGGUUGUUGAGCCAAUUUAAGUAAAGCAAUGUUAUUAUGACAACAUUCCAGUACUCUGAAAUAGCCAGGAAACUUCUUUGAAUGGAAUUUGACUAAUAUGUGUGUUUUCUUUUCUUUUGUUUUUGGCUGUCUCUGGUCCUUGAUUCAAGAUGUAUUUUGAUUCAUCCAAGGGUUUCCAAACUUGUCUGCAAAUUAGGAUCACUUGAGAAUCCUUUAAAAAUUCCAAAGCUCAGGCCAUAUCCCAGGCCUAUUAAAUCACAAUCUUUGGUGAUGGGUCACAGGCAUUGGUAGUUUUGAAGCUCUCCAGGUGAUUGCAAUGUGCAGACAAAUUUGAAAACUGAACCAACCACAGGAACAUCAAGUACACUGUGGGCCUGGGUCCAGCUUCUUUCCAGUAAGUGUAUCUCAGGGGCUUCCAAAUUUAGCUCACAUCAGAAUCACUUGGAAGGCUUGUUAAAACCCAAGGCUGCUAGGCCCACCCCCAGAGUUUGAUACAGUAGACCUCAGGUGGGACCCAAAAAUUUGCAUUUCUAACACAUUCUCAGCUGAUGCAGUCCAUGCUUUGAAAACCACUGGUCUAGCUUUAGAUAGGAUAUUGAGCCAAUUUAAAUAAAGCAAUACACUGGUCUAGCUGAGUUCUAGAACUUCUCUCUUUAGCUGGCCAUCUGAAUACUCCCCCAUCACUAAUUGUUAAAAAAAGAAUCAACUGUUCUUACUCUAGAGCUCUUUUUUCCUUUCUGCUGAUUUGCUGGAAGCACUACAAGACUUCUGUUUGUUCAUUUGUUUGUUUGUUUGUUUGUUUUUAAAGAUGGGGUCUUGUUAUAUUGCCUAGGCUGGAAUGCAGUGGUUAUUCACAGGCAUGAUUAUAACACACUACUCUCUCUAACUCCUGGCCUCAAGCCAUCCCCCCAAAUAGAUGGGACAACUGAAUGCACACUGCCAUGCUGGCCUUACGAAAUGUUUUAAUAGGCAUUUCACUAAUAGGGAUCUGGAGUACAAGGAAAUACAGUGCAUUUAAGACAUAGGCUGGGCAUGGUGGCUCAUGCCUGUAAUCCCAGCACAUUGGGAAGAUCACUUGAGGCAAGGAGUUUGAGACCAGACUGGCCAACACAGCGAGACCCUCAUCUCUAAAAAAAAAAAAAUUUAAUAAGACAUGGACACAACCAGGGAGGGAGGUUAUAAUAAUAGAGCAUCCUGUUAAUCAGAAUCAUGGGGGAGAACGUACAGCCCAGCGUGCCUCUCACUUUCCAGAAAGGGUGAGAGGAUCAUUAGAGAGUUCAUUAGAGAGUAUUUAUUCCUAAUAAGUCAGAUAAAUGUCAGUUUCAUUUUUAGAAGUUUCACACAAUACCUGCUAAUGGUGUGAUGUCAUUUUUCCCCCUGCUUCAGGUUAAUUUUUUGGAUAUUUCAGAAACCCAUAGCAAUUCAGUGAUUUUUCUUUCUGUAGUAGCUCAGUCAAAACAGAUAACAGCAGAUUAAUCAUAGAAAAUGUUGCUUCCACAUUAACAAAACAAUCACUGAAAAAAGCAGAUGUUUAAAUUGCUUAUUUUAUAGCUUAUUUUGGAUAUUUUUUCUUUUAAUAAACUAAUAUGAUCAUUUGAAU